Messenger RNA from Scheffersomyces coipomensis, 1116 nucleotides. RefSeq lists its product as uncharacterized. The transcript has a single exon. NCBI's taxonomy places the organism in Eukaryota, Fungi, Ascomycota, Pichiomycetes, Serinales, Debaryomycetaceae. The record is from RefSeq and is a predicted model, not a curated record. The coding region runs from base 193 to 948 and encodes 251 amino acids.
GUAACACUUUUUUUUAAACACCCAAACGUUUAAUGUGAUAAGCAUCGUCAAUCUAUUUCAACUUCUAAAAGCUUUACUUGCAUCCCAUCUACAUUGAUUCUAUUGAUUAUUCUGCUAUUACAGAAUCUGUAUCACUUCUACUUCUACAACUGCAACUACACCUAGUGAGACAACUAGUACAACAGAUCAGAAAUGAACUUACCUCCCAGCUCACCAGUUGAUAACAACUACCUUAUACCGAGUAGUCCAAUGUCUACUACAUCACCAUUGCAUUCGCAAUUACAAUCACAAUCACAAAUAAGGCAAACAACUAUACAUUCACCUAAGAUGUUAUCAUCAUCAUCUCCAACCGGGUCGAAAUCACCAACUUCUGGUCCAUCAAAUGUUUUAGAUGAUAUUCAUAAUAAUCAGCAAAGACGUCGUAAUCAAUUAUAUAAACCAUUUUCAUCAUCUUCAUCGCCGAUGGAAGUGGGGAGUUAUUCAGCAUAUUCACCUCAUAAUCAACAAUAUCAUUUGAUUUCCCCUUUACGAACCAAACAUCAUCAACAACAGCAACCUCAUCAUUUAAGAGCCAAUAUGAGAAAUAAACAUAAUAAAAUGAAAUUCAUUCGUGAUCAAUAUAUUCAGGAUAAAUUAGAAUUACAGAGAGAUAAAUAUCAUGAAUUCCAAUUCCGAGAUGACUUGAAUCGUGAAUAUGAACAAGAAUAUCAUCAAGUGACCCAAGGUCUUGAUCUUGAUACGUUAUUGAAUGAUGAAGAAGAAGAACAGAAAUAUGUAAAGCCUGAUCGUUUGGUUAAUGUUCAGAUUCAAAAUGGAUUUGAAGAUGAGGAUUAUGAAGCUUAUAUUGCUGAUUAUGAGAAUGAUUUAGAAGAUUAUGGGAUCCAACAAGAUUUAGAGAUUGUGGAUAUGUUAAAGGAGAUGGAUUUAAGUAGCAAUCAUCCCCAUUAGUGGUUUUAUUUCGAAUAAGACUAUCGUAAAAUAGAAAUGAAAAGUUCAGUUUUUGGUAUAGUUAAAAAGAGAUCAUUGAAUCUGAUGUGAUUCAAUGAUCUAUAUAUUCAGUUUAUUUUUGGUCUAGGUUUUUUAAAGGUUGGUUUUGCUUGGUUUAGAGUUUCUUCG